Epithele typhae is the source of this 1263-nucleotide messenger RNA. RefSeq names its product P60-like protein. Gene Ontology annotation, molecular function: 5S rRNA binding. The coding region runs from base 1 to 1263 and encodes 420 amino acids. Gene Ontology annotation, cellular component: nucleolus. The record is from RefSeq and is a predicted model, not a curated record. Gene Ontology annotation, biological process: ribosomal large subunit assembly; rRNA processing. NCBI's taxonomy places the organism in Eukaryota, Fungi, Basidiomycota, Agaricomycetes, Polyporales, Epitheliaceae. The transcript has 8 exons.
AUGACUUCCUCCUCUAUCGGCGCCCCGUCUCAACGCUCUCAAAGCAGUCGAAAAGGGAAGCGUGCCUGGAGGAAAAAUGUCGACCUGGACGAAGUGGAAGAGGGCCUUGAGGAGCUCCGCACAGAAGAACGCUUGUCUGGGGCUGCGUUGCAGAAGAAGAAAGACGGCGAGCUCUUCCACAUCGAUGUGACCGGCGACAACCGCGUCCGGAAGACGCUCCCCAAGUUCUCCGAGCGCGUGCUCACCUCGACCAAAAUCCUCGCGCAGCGCUCCGCCGUCCCCGCCGUGCUCUCGCGCGCGGGCGGCGGCGCAGGGACCAAGCGCAAGCCCGCGCUCUCGCACGACGACAAGACCCGGCUGCUCCGCGUCGGCAAGCGGCUCCGGCGCGGGCCCUCGGGUCGUUCCGCGCUGCUCGAGCUCAGCGAGGCCGCCAGCCACGCGGGCUCGUACGACGUCUGGGCGGGGGCGGCCCCAGGGGCGGUCUCCGCUCCGCAGACGGACCCGCUGCGUGCGCACAUCGCGGUGCCGGCGGUGCCGGCGCCGCACGAGGGCACGUCGUACAACCCGCCGGUCACGGCGCAUCAGGAGCUGCUCCGGACGGCGCACGAGGCGGAAGAGGAGAAGCUGAAGGGCGUGGAGAAGCUGGAGAACUUCAAGGCGACGAUGGAGCAGGCACGCUGGGUCGCUGCGGGAGAGGCGACGGUCGGGACGGUGCAGGGCGUCGCGUCGGGGAUGAAGGUCGCGGAAGUGGUGGAUGAGGCGGAUGAGGCGGAUGGCCCGCAGGAGGCCCUUCCCGCAAAGAAGAUGCCGGAGCGCAAGACGAAGCAGCAGAGGAAAAAGGCAGAGAAACUGCGUGCGGAGAAACGGCUGCUGGCGGAAAAGGCGGCGCGCAAGCGCUUGCUCGCCUCUGUGGAUUCUGCGAAAGCAUUCCGGAAAACGAUCGCGCGAGACUUGGCGGCACGAGAACGGCUCCGUGAACAACGCCAGUCAGAUAUGCAGGAGAAGCUCAAGCAGGGUCUGGCCGGGAAGAAGGUCGGCAAACACGUCGUCCCCAAUGGCCCCAUCGACGUUCAGCUCGGUGAAGAGCUUAGCGAGAGCUUGCGUGGACUGAAGCCGGAAGGUAACCUUUUCAGGGAUCGUUUCGUUAGCAUGCAACAUCGCGCGCUCGUCGAGCCUCACGCCCUUCAGCUUUCGAAAAAGGCGAAGACCAAAACAAAGGAAUACGAGAAGCACUCCUACAAGCGGUUCGACCGCGAGCACUGA